AGUUUUACAUUAUGUGUUCUGCAAUGGUUUUAGGCAAAAAAGGAAAGAAGAAAGGAACUGUAAUAUCUUUGCAGUCUUUUUUGGCAAAUGGAGAUGUACCCCUUGGAACCACUCAAGUAACAAAGAAAGUGAGAAAUCUGGAUGGUGAAGAAAGCGAUGAUGGGAUGACUACAAUGCCGUUAGUUCUCCAACUUCCAACAGCACCCAGAGCUAAUCGUAUCUUUGAUGAUGACUCUGUUCCACAAAAUCCGCCAUAUAUUGCAUAUUUGACCAACCUUCCUUUUGAUGCCAAGGAAGAGGAUAUACAUGAAUUCUUUGGAUCAACACCAAUAUUAUCACUGCGUUUACCACGCGAAGAAGGGGAAAAUGGUCGUGUUCGCGGUUUUGGCUAUGUUGAGUUUGAAAAUCGCGAUGAUUUGAUCAAUACUUUAAGUUUACCUGACCCAUCAGUUAAAGGCAGGAGAAUUCGAAUUGAAUUAUCGAAUGAAAAUGAGCAAGGUUUUAGGCAAAGAGGCAAUCGACGUGGAUUUGAUGGGUUUAACAAUAGCGGAGAAAAUAGAGACUCAACGAAUUGGCGUCGUGACAAUAACAAUCAUUCAAGUGACAAUUAUGAGCGAAACUUUAGUCGUGAAAAAAAAUAUGAGUCAGAUGAUAGGAAAACUAUUGGAUCGUGGAGAUCUGGAACACGAACACUAUCUAAUCAAAAUCUAGGUUUAAAAUUAAGAAGUGAUGAUGCUGAAAGAACCAAAUCGGGAAUUUCAAACCAGGAAACCCAAGAGCUAGAAAGACCCAAACUGAAUUUGAAGCCUAGAACACUACCUCUACCAGUUGUCAAUCAAGAAUUAGAAACCGACAAGGAAUCAAAAGUUGAAAGUAAAGCUAUUUUCAAAGCUACCGGUAUUCCUUCUGAAAAAGUCUUUGGUUCCGCAAGACCUGUGGAUACGGCAACUCGCGAAUUGGAGAUUGAAGAGCGAAUGUCAGAAGCCCGUCGCCAGCAUAAGGCUCAACAUGAACUUGAUGAAAGCAUUAUAAAUGAGGAGAUUGGAAAUAUUCAAUUAGAGAAAAUCAACAAAGAUAAUAUGAACUACACUACAAGCUGGCGUAGAAAAAACGACCCGCUGCAGAACCAUAGUUUGGAAAGAAAUUCAGAGAGUCUAGAAACGCAGAGAAAUGAAAACCGUCGUUUCGAUAAAGAGGAAGGUCGCCAAGCGAGAAAUCGUGAUUAUAGUGGACAUUCACGUAUUUCUAAAGAAAGUGUAAGGAGAAAUGUUCACCUUUAUUCUGAUCGUGGUUAGCGGUUACUUAAAUUAUGUCGUGAAGACAAACAUUAACCAUAAGUUUUUACACAUUUUCUGUAUAUCUAAUAGAAAUACAUUUUAUUUUAAAAAGA
Rhagoletis pomonella (apple maggot) is the source of this 1390-nucleotide messenger RNA. RefSeq names its product eukaryotic translation initiation factor 4B (gene eIF4B). Lineage: Eukaryota; Metazoa; Arthropoda; Insecta; Diptera; Tephritidae. The coding region runs from base 12 to 1295 and encodes 427 amino acids. The record is from RefSeq and is a predicted model, not a curated record. Gene Ontology annotation, molecular function: RNA binding. The transcript is spliced from 3 exons.